Drosophila serrata is the source of this 683-nucleotide messenger RNA. RefSeq lists its product as uncharacterized. NCBI's taxonomy places the organism in Eukaryota, Metazoa, Arthropoda, Insecta, Diptera, Drosophilidae. The record is from RefSeq and is a predicted model, not a curated record. Gene Ontology annotation, molecular function: protein dimerization activity; DNA-binding transcription factor activity, RNA polymerase II-specific; RNA polymerase II transcription regulatory region sequence-specific DNA binding. Gene Ontology annotation, biological process: developmental process; regulation of transcription by RNA polymerase II.
GCCAACGGAUGGCGACCUCAUCCUCAUCGACAGCCAACUAUAUCCUGGCAAGCUAUGCCCACGAUAGCAACAGCAGCGGUGGCAGUGCAAGCUGCGGUAGUGGAGCAGCAGCCGAUUCCGAGGACUCUCAGGUGGGCGGUCAGGGGAGUCAAGGGAGUAGUCCUUCGGGCAAAAGGAAACGACCGCCGCGGCAGAAGAUCAAUGCCAGGGAACGCUACAGGACAUUCAAUGUAAAUGCCGCCUACGAAGCUCUACGCAAUUUGAUUCCCACCGAACCCAUGAAUCGUAAACUGUCCAAGAUCGAGAUUAUUCGCCUGGCUGGCAGCUAUAUCACCCACCUAAACAGCACUCUGCAAACAGGAACCGAUGGUCAGCCCUGUCUGCUGCAUAAAUACGAAAGCGAAGGACCCGCCAGGCGUAUUAGCAUCUGUACAUUUUGUCUAAAAACCAAGUGAAAUUUCUUUCACGUAUAUAAUUUAAUUAGAUUUAUGUCGUAUUUAUUGCAUUUUGUAGCAAGUAAUUUUUAAAUCAAGCGCCCAUCAAGCAGCGCCAUCUAGUGUUAAUUAUGCCAACUUCAAAUACAAAGCAGUGCACUGCUUUAAAAGUAUAGCUGGAAUCUACUGCUUGUUGAAAUAAAAAUAAGAAGAAGAGAUGGCAGAAAAUAUCGACUUCAUAAAGAAUGU